Molecule: messenger RNA, 534 nt
Organism: Echinops telfairi (small Madagascar hedgehog)
Lineage: Eukaryota; Metazoa; Chordata; Mammalia; Afrosoricida; Tenrecidae
Gene: IL37
Product: interleukin 37
Exons: 4
Coding region: 1-534 (177 amino acids)
Biological process (GO): cellular response to lipopolysaccharide; inflammatory response to antigenic stimulus; cytokine-mediated signaling pathway
Cellular component (GO): nucleoplasm
Molecular function (GO): cytokine activity
Source: RefSeq, a predicted model, not a curated record
AUGAGCCUGUCGGUCUUGGAGACGUCCUGCCGGAAUGCUCCUGAGAGGCACGAGUGGGGAGACUGCAUCUCAGACAUUCAACAUGAGACUUUCUUUGUAUUGGCCUCACACUUGCUACCAGCCAGUGAAGAGAAAGGAAGUCUGAUUUUCUUGGGAGUCUCUGAAGGAGAACUCUGGCUCUGCUGUGACAAGGACAACGGACAAAGCCAACCAAAGCCAACCGUCACUACAGCUGAAGUUCUGGAGAAGGGGAGAGGAGGCCAUAGAGGAGUCGUGACUACUUAUUGUCCUUCAACAUAUCAACACCAGAAGAACCCAUGCAAAGACCUGACAGCCCAGAAGGAACCGUCACUUACAUCUUUCAUCUUCUACAAGAGGAAGGUGGGCUCCCGGUACACUUUGGAGUCAGCUGCCCACUCCAAAUGGUUCCUCUGCACCUCCUCCAGUUCUGACGCACCUGUUGGCAUGACGAAAACCCCUGGAAAGAACAAUCAUACGGAGUUUUCCUUUGCAAAGUUAAGCCAAUGGACAUGA